Molecule: messenger RNA, 225 nt
Organism: Medioppia subpectinata
Lineage: Eukaryota; Metazoa; Arthropoda; Arachnida; Sarcoptiformes; Oppiidae
Source: the annotation of a GenBank genome assembly
AGUGCUUUUUUGGUCUCUUGUUUGCCAUCUUCGACGUACUCUCUCGAUGUGACCACUUGUGUCUCAAUUCUGUCGAUUAUCUCUCCCUUUAAACAAAUAAACCCGGAUUUGCACUCAAUGCUUUUGCAGAAGUUUAUUGAUGUUAUGAAUGAAUACAAUCGCAUUCAACUCGAGUAUCGGGAGAAAUGCAAAGAUCGCAUCACUCGACAGCUUUUAAUCAGUGAG